Xyrauchen texanus (razorback sucker) is the source of this 8296-nucleotide messenger RNA. Its product is annotated as receptor-type tyrosine-protein phosphatase S-like. Gene Ontology annotation, biological process: protein dephosphorylation. Lineage: Eukaryota; Metazoa; Chordata; Actinopteri; Cypriniformes; Catostomidae. The record is from RefSeq and is a predicted model, not a curated record. Gene Ontology annotation, molecular function: protein tyrosine phosphatase activity; protein binding.
GACAUCAACCUUCAUCCUCAUUCUCUCCUCCGAGCCACAGAAUCUCCAGAGGCGCGCGAGUGAGAUGCUUCUCUCGGUUCGGUUCGGCCGGUGUUCGGGAUCACAGUCCGUUUCCACCGCGAUCAUCUAUAGCAGAACAUUCACGCGCGGCGGAAUAUGAAGCUCGAGUCCUCAUGACGCGACACGAUCACGCAGGAAAACCGGAUCAGACCGCUGUGGAUUAUGAAAACCAGGACAUGAAGCUGAAACACAACUAGAAAUCAAGAGCAGAGAAAGCGUGUGUGUGUGUGGACGAGUGACGAGGGGUCGAGAGGUCAUGGCUGCUGCUGCCGGCGGUUCGGUUCGAUCCGUGCUGCUCCUCAUUGGCAUCUCUCUGCUGCACGUCUCCUGCGAUGCGUUGUCGGCGCCGAGGUUCACAAAGAUUCCCACGGAUCAUAUCGGCGUGUCCGGUGGCGUUGUGUCUUUUGUGUGUCAGGGCGGCGGGCGACCCGAGCCGCUGGUGUUCUGGAAUAAGAAGGGCAAGAAAGUGAAUUCACAGAGAAUUGAGACUAUAGAGUUCGAUGAAGGGGCGGGAGCAGUGCUGCGGAUACAACCACUCAGAGCACCUCGUGAUGAAAACGUUUAUGAGUGCGUUGCCAAAAACACCGAGGGUGAAAUCGCCGUCACCUCCAAACUGUCCAUCAUCAGAGAGGACUUGUUGCCGCUUGGGUUCCCGAGCAUCGACAUGGGUCCACAGCUGAAGGUGGUGGAGAGAACUCGAACGGCGACCAUGCUGUGCGCGGCCAGUGGAAUCCCGGAUCCAGAGAUCUCCUGGUUUAAAGACUUCCUGCCCAUCGAGCCGGCGCUCAGUCAAGGGCGAAUCAAACAGCUGCGAUCAGGUGCUCUUCAGAUCGAGCGCAGUGAAGAGACGGAUCAGGGGAAGUACGAGUGCGUGGCGUCUAACUCUCAGGGCGUGCGCUACUCGUCCCCUGCCAACUUAUACGUGAGAGUUCGGCGUGUCGCUCCUCGCUUCACCAUCCUGCCCACGAGCCACGAGAUCAUGCCGGGCGGCAGCCUGAACAUCACCUGUGUGGCGGUCGGGUCGCCCAUGCCCUACGUGAAGUGGAUGCUCAAUUCGGAGGAUCUGACGCCCGAGGACGAGAUGCCCGUCGGGCGAAACGUUCUAGAACUGAACGGCAUCCGCGAGUCGGCCAACUACACCUGCGUGGCCAUGAGCAGCCUGGGCAUUAUCGAAGCGGUGGCACAAGUGAUCGUUAAAUCUUUACCCAGAGCUCCCGGUACCCCCAUCGUCACGGAGACGACCCCCACCAGUGUCACCAUCACCUGGGACUCCGGUAACCCGGACCCCGUGUCCUAUUACAUCAUCCAGUAUCGCGCCAAAUCGCCAGACAGCAAGUACGAGACGGUGGACUCGAUCACCACGACGCGCUACAGCAUCGGCGGUCUGUAUCCCAACACAGAGUACGAGAUCCGCGUUUCUGCCGUCAACACCAUCGGACAGGGUCCGCCCAGCAACAAGGUGGAAGCUCGCACCGGCGAACAGGCCCCCGCCAGCCCGCCGCGAAACAUCCAGGCACGCAUCAUAUCCCAGAAUGCCGUGAUGGUGCGCUGGGACGAGCCGGAGGAGCCCAACGGUCUGAUCAAAGGAUAUCGAGUUUAUUACACCAUGGAUCCGUCACAGCCAAUGAGCAACUGGCAGAUCCACAACGUCCAGGACAGUGUCAUCACCACCAUCCACAGUUUAGUGCCGUCUGAGACGUACACCGUACGCGUGCUGGCGUUCACGUCGGUGGGAGACGGACCGUUCUCUGAUCCCGUUCAUGUCAAAGUGAGACCUGGAGUUCCCGGACAGCCAGGGAAGUUUCAGGUGGGUAAAGUGACGGACACGAGUGUUGAGUUGACCUGGGAACCCGCGUACUCCAAAGAACCAGUGAAGAGUUAUGAACUCAUCUAUAAAGCUCCAGAGCUCGGCAUUCAGGAGAAGAAGAAUUUCGAGCCGAGAUCGUCGUACGUGGUGGAGGGUCUCCGUGCCAACACUGAAUACAGCUUCUCUCUGGCCGCCGUUUCCAACAAAGGCGUCGGCGCAUUCACCAAUGAGAUCGUCCAGCGCACCGCACAAGCCAAGCCCACGGCGCCUCCACGCGAGGUCCGCUGUGUCAGCGCGAGCUCCACCUCGCUGUCGGUAAGUUGGGCUCCGCCCCCGGAGGAGCGGCUGAAUGGCGAGCUGCUCGGUUACGAGUUGCGUUACGAGGUCUCCGGUGGUGACGGGUUUGACUCAGCGCAGACGAUGCGUUUGCAGUCUGGCGCGGGACAGGCGCUGCUGAAGGGCCUGCGGCAGUGGAGUGUGUACCGCAUCACUGUAGCGGCGCUGACGGCCGGGCGGCGGACCGAGAGCUCUCCUGUGGAGUGCAGCACGGAUGAGGACGUUCCAGGAGCUCCGCCCACACAGGUGGAGGUUCAGCCGCUCAACGGCACCUCCGUCAAAGUGUCAUGGCACUCUGUGAUGCCAAUGCAACAGAACGGGCAGAUUCGUGGUUACCAGGUGCACUAUGCUCGCAUGGAGAACGGGGAGUCACGAGGUCAGCCUCGAAUCAAAGACAUCAUGCUGGACGAGACUCAGAGAGAGCUGGAUGAGACGGCCGUAUAUGAGACGAUCAUUGACGAUCUGCAGCCUGAGACGUUGUUCUCCAUCAGUGUGGCGGCGUACACCAUUAAAGGUGACGGAGCUCGAAGCGUCGCUCAGCUGGUGCGGACGCCUGUAGCACUACCCGCUCGUCCGUCUCUGUCUGUCCGGCUGGUUAACGACACGUCCGCUACGGUGUCCUGGAGACCUCAACAAUCGCCAAACCCGCUGCUACAGAUCCUGGGCUUUCGCCUGACGUAUGGCCUUAAAAAGCGACACCCGUCCUUCUCUGCGGAGGUCAAACCUGGAGAUCGUGAAUACAGCGUGAGCGACCUGCGUCCAGGAGCGGUUUACUCAUUCCUCCUGGCCGCUAGAGGGCGCUCUGGUUACGGUGAAGCGGGUCAAGAGGAUCUCACAGUCCCUGAGGUCCCUCCUAAUGGGUUUCCACAACUCUCGGAUGACGUGAACGCCACCUGCUGCUCGCUGCAGUUCACCUGGUGUUCGGAACCCUCGCAGCUGAACGCUAUUAUAACGGGAUACACGCUUGAGUACGGUGAAGAAGGCGGUUCUGAACCGUGGACGCUGAUGUUACCGCUCGGUGUGUCCAGCUACACCAUUCACGGCUUGAGCCCAGACCGGGCGUACGCUGUGAGAGUGUGUGCUCGGAUCAGCACCGGGGCCGGGCCGUGUAGUCCGCAGGUGUUGUACCGCACGAAGGCCUUCGAAACAGGUACGGCUCUCAGUUCCACACACCUGGAUCAGCGACACAGAACAAACCCCCAAAUCUCCACCACCACCACCACCACCAUCAUCCAACCCCACCCAACCCUACACCAGUGGACGUGUGAAUGCAGGCGACACGUUAGAAUGCGACACACGUGCUCACGCAGGUACCAGUCCGCUGAGGCGUUUGGAGGCGGAGUUUUAAGUAAGCGGAAGGAAUCUGAGCCGGGCACCAAGUGUUUGCUGAAUAACGCUGAAAUGAUGGCACAUCACCCGACCGACCCCGUUGAGAUGAGACGAAUCAACUUCCAGACGCCAGGUAUGAUGAGUCACCCCCCCAUCCCCAUCACAGAUCUGCCUGAACACACAGACAGACUGAAGGCCAAUGACAACCUGCACCUGUCACAGGAGUAUGAGUCGAUUGAUCCAGGGCAGCAGUUCACAUGGGAACAUUCAAACCUCGAGGUGAACAAACCAAAGAACCGAUACGCCAACGUGAUCGCAUAUGACCACACGCGUGUGAUCCUCUCGCCGAUAGACGGCAUUAUGGGUAGUGACUACAUCAAUGCAAACUACAUUGAUGGCUACAGGAAGCAGAACGCGUAUAUCGCCACACAGGGGGCGCUGCCGGAGACUUUCGGGGAUUUCUGGCGGAUGGUUUGGGAGCAGAGAGCCACAUCUGUCGUCAUGAUGACUAAACUAGAGGAGAAAUCACGGGUCAAGUGUGAUCAGUACUGGCCCAGUCGCGGUACAGACACAUACGGGACGGUUCAGGUGUCUCUGUUGGACACGAUGGAGCUCGCCACGUUUUGUGUGCGAACCUUCUCGCUGCAUAAGAGCGGCUCCAACGAGAGACGAGAGGUGCGACAGUUCCAGUUCACCGCGUGGCCGGAUCACGGCGUUCCCGAAUAUCCCACUCCAUUCCUCGCCUUCCUCCGUAGAGUGAAAGCAUGCAACCCGCCAGACGCCGGACCCGUCGUCGUCCACUGCAGUGCGGGUGUGGGACGCACCGGCUGCUUUAUCGUCAUCGACGCCAUGCUGGAGCGCAUCCGUCACGAGCACACGGUGGACGUGUACGGUCACGUGACUCUGAUGCGUUCUCAGAGGAACUAUAUGGUCCAGACAGAAGAUCAGUACAGCUUCAUUCACGAGGCGCUGCUGGAGGCCGUGGCGUGCGGGAACACCGAGAUCGCAGCUCGCAGUCUCUAUUCCUACAUCCAGAAACUCUCGCAGGUGGAGGCGGGAGAUCACGUGACCGGAAUGGAGCUGGAGUUCAAGUGUUUGGCUAACACUAAAGCGCACACCUCGCGGUUUGUGAGCGCUAAUCUGCCCUGCAACAAGUUCAAGAACCGUCUGGUGAACAUCAUGCCGUACGAGACCACCCGUGUGUGUCUACAGCCAAUCAGAGGCCUCGAAGGCUCGGACUACAUCAACGCCAGCUUCAUAGAUGGAUACAGGCAGCAGAGGGCUUAUAUCGCCACACAGGGGCCAUUAGCCGAGACCACGGAAGAUUUCUGGCGGAUGCUUUGGGAACACAACUCCACCAUCGUCGUCAUGUUGACCAAACUGCGUGAGAUGGGGCGGGAGAAGUGUCAUCAGUACUGGCCCGCGGAACGCUCGGCGAGAUAUCAGUACUUUGUGGUCGACCCGAUGGCAGAAUACAACAUGCCGCAGUACAUACUGAGAGAGUUUAAAGUCACUGAUGCCAGGGACGGACAGUCGAGAACCGUCAGACAGUUCCAGUUCACUGAUUGGCCAGAACAAGGAGUUCCGAAGUCGGGAGAAGGAUUCAUUGAUUUCAUUGGUCAGGUGCAUAAAACCAAGGAGCAGUUUGGUCAGGAUGGACCAAUCGCAGUCCACUGCAGUGCGGGUGUGGGCAGGACGGGUGUGUUCAUCACUCUCAGUAUAGUUCUGGAGCGGAUGCGUUAUGAGGGUGCAGUCGACAUCUUCCAGACAGUGAAAAUGCUGCGCACACAGCGACCAGCGAUGGUUCAGACUGAGGAUGAGUAUCAGUUCUGUUAUCAGGCCGGUUUGGAGUAUCUGGGGAGUUUUGAUCACUAUGCAACAUAAGAAGAAGACCAGAAACAUCUGGACACCUCGAUCCCCCUCAACCGUCUGCAAACACACUACAAACACUCGCUGGAGACCCAAACAAGCAACUAAACACAUUAUACCACAGGAAAUACAAUGACAUCACUCAUGAAGAAUAAAGACAGCGACACAGAAUGAACGUUGUCUUGGGACGUGUGAGGGGGAGUUCUGUGUCAAACUAUUACCUCAGUGGUCAAAUAUUGAUAUUUAUGUCAUGGGGGGGGCGUUUUUAGAGAUAUUAAACUGUGGAUGAAGCUCUUCUUCAUAACAAGAGGAACAAAUAUUACAUGUACAAAAUCUAUUUAAAACAACAACGACAAAAAAAAACAUUGAAAUCAAAAGCCUGGAAAUUUGCUGCACCCUUAACGGGAGUUUUUCUUCAAACUGUAUUUGCCAACGUCGUCUGUGCCCUGCCUGAAGUCUCGUUGCCAUCUGAAAGCGGAACAGAUCGUUACCUUCUGUGCCUAACGGAGCGACCGCAGAACCGUCUGUGCUUCAGAGGAAACAUCGCUAAUCGUGACUGAUCAUCGCCCAAGAAGAGCCGCAGAACUCGUGUGAAUACUGUAUCUUCAUGCUGUCUCUCUACAUGAAUAUAUGCUGCUUAUACCGAGUUUUGAACCGCUUGAAUCUGUAUCAUGUACGUGAAAGGCUUGUCAGUUAGUGCACUGUUUAAUAUACUGAAAACACCAACGAUUCGGCUCAAGAUGAUCUGUACAGACACACAUUGUGAGGUGGAACUAUGGGUCACAGUGAGUUGAACUCACGCUAGACAGAUCUUUCGUUUUGAAGAUUUGACGUCUAAAUCGUCCUUAACAAAGCUCCAAAAGUUCCUUUCUGCUCAUCUCCGUUGACCUCUUCCCGUCCGUCAUAUUUAGUUUAGUGAAGGCGUGAUGUUUACGAGUACAGAGUUAGAAACAAGACGGAGAUCUCAUCAGACUUCGAGUGAGCCUUAUUGUUGUUGUCAAAUAUUUAAUCCAGCUGAUUUUCUAUUUCAUUUUGUUAAUAAUAUGCUUGAGUUUUUAAGGAUCUCUUCAUUUCUAUGAUUUAUAUUGCGAUAUAAUCGGUGAGCCUUGGUGUAGUUGAGCAGCUAACGUGACUGUACAUGGCUGAGAUGUACAGUGUUGUGUUUGUAUCCCUCUCAGAUAUUUUCAUAUUUCCUGUGCGCUGAUAAUAGUUCUAGAGGAAGCGAACGACACGAACGCCCAAACCCUCGCAAAACAGCUCCGACACAUUCUCGUGAGAGCGUUCGGUGGGAUAUAUCCCAUCAUCCUUUGCUCACUAAUGAUCCUGUUAAAUCCACCAGUUCUCGCAGAAUCUGAAAUAUAAUUUUAUGAAUGUGGUAGGAAAAUUCAGUGUUCAAUACAAGUUAAUCUCAAUCAACAGCAUUUGUGACAGUCUUACCAAAAUAAUAUUAAUAUUACCACAAAAUAUUAAUUUCAGCUCAUCCCUCGUUUUGUUUAAAUGUGUGUUCCAGUGAGACACUUGCAAUGGAAGUCAAUGGUAAUCAAUGGGGGUCAAUGGGGGUCAAUGGAAAUCAAUGGUAGUCAAUGGAGGUCAAUGGAAAUCAAUGGGGGUCAGUGGAAGUCAAUGGGGUCAAUGGAAAUCAAUUUGGUUAGCUCAUGUGCUCUACCCUCCCUAGCAACCGGGCCAAUUUGGUUACCCCAUGUGACUCUACCCUCCCUAGCAACCGGGACAAUUUGGUUACCCCAUGUGACUCUACCCUCCCUAGCAACCGGGACAAUUUGGUUACCCCAUGUGACUCCACCCUCCCUAGCAACCGGGCCAAUUUGGUUACCCCAUGUGACUCCACCCUCCCUAGCAACCGGGCCAAUUUGGUUACCCCAUGUGACUCCACCCUCCCUAGCAACCGGGACAAUUUGGUUACCCCAUGUGACUCUACCCUCCCUAGCAACCGGGCCAAUUUGGUUACCCCAUGUGACUCCACCCUCCCUAGCAACCGGGCCAAUUUGGUUACCCCAUGUGACUGUACCCUCCCUAGCAACCGGGCCAAUUUGGUUACCCCAUGUGACUCUACCCUCCCUAGCAACAGAGGCACUUUUGUUGGCGCCCGUAGGAGUGCUUCAACGAAAUUGACGACAUGCUGUUGUGUCACGUGACGUGGUGGGCCAGAAGGUUCACCCUUAAAUGACAGUGUACACUCUUGUGAACAAUAUUCAGUCAGUUUAAACUAAUUUAAAUCAUGCGUUGCAUAUAGCGAAGCCAAAAUACAACAUGGGGUCGCAUGAGGUUUGCGUCGUCAUGGCAACUAGUUCUAAAAUAGUGUAUAUCUUCACACAGAUGUGGUUAUUAAGUGAUUUAAUGAUAGUAAAAUCAUGUUAACACACAUAUUGUUCAUGUCUUGUGUCUAUACUUGUGAAACAGUAUUUUAAUGUGUACAGAUUAAACCCCAUUGACUUGCAUUGGAAGUGUCUCACUGGAACACACAUUUAAAGAACAGGAGGGACGAGUCCAAGUUAAUAUUUGUGGUAAUCAACAUUAUGACACAAAUGAUGCUGAUGAUUUCAUAAAUGCAUUUAUCAGUCCUGAUAUCUCAUCUGUCACUAUAAUAUAGAUCAUGAUACACCAUCACUGCACACUUGAUUACUCAGAUGAUGAUUUUCCCCUCGUGGACUGAAAGCACAUUUAUAGAAUACUGAUCAGAGAUAAAAGCACACCAACAACACAAAUCAAAAGACAAAAAGCCACAAUCAGUCAAAGCAACAAAUGAAAUGAAAAUAUGAAAGUGUCUUGUAAACUUUGGGCCGAGUGCGUAUAUAGUGUUCUCACUUUUCUCUGCUUAUUUAUUUGAACUUAUAUAUGUAGAUAUGUCGACUUUGUAUUAAAACAGAAUGACUGGAU